Serpula lacrymans var. lacrymans S7.9 is the source of this 405-nucleotide messenger RNA. RefSeq lists its product as uncharacterized. NCBI's taxonomy places the organism in Eukaryota, Fungi, Basidiomycota, Agaricomycetes, Boletales, Serpulaceae. Bases 14 to 238 code for a protein of 74 amino acids. The record is from RefSeq and is a predicted model, not a curated record. The transcript is spliced from 2 exons.
AUCGCUGUGCGCAAUGGACGAGUCCCUCCGACCUCCUGUACGUUUACAGGCCAUCUCAGCCACCACCAUCUCUCUCAAAAGUGCAAAUGCCAGCGUCAAUGACUUUCUAGCAGAUUUCCAAAGCCGCAGCACUCCUUCAAAGGGAGGAGACACUACCAUUACCGCUCAGUUGCAGAAAUUGAGCGAUGCUCUACAGGAAAGACGGACGAGAGAUAGAAAGAUGCAGGAAUCUACAUGAUUGAAAUCUCCCAUAGACCAUCCUUGUCCUUAUGCACUAUUGUAGUUGGCAGUGAAGAAUAGCGAGCACGUUUUGUAUACGAACAUCUCGUACCUAGCGCUGUGCCUGAACUGAUUGUUGUACUCACACUCAUCUCGCCUAGCUAAAGCGGUUGAGCAGAUUCGUCG